AUGGAUGACUUGUGGCGACGAGUCGAUAAAUACAUGCAAAUGGAAGAAUUAGCAGAGUUCCGCAAUCAAGCCAGAAUGGAGACAGCUGCUAAGCCGGAAAAGCUGACUGAAAACAAUUUUCAGAGCCGUCUGAAAGAAUUAGCAUCCCGCGAGAGGCCCCCUCGUGGCCCAAGGUAUUCACAAUACACACCGCUUAAUACCAGUCGGUCGACAGUGCUAGAGCAAGCGUUGACCUCGGAGGUCCUGGCCGUCCCGAAACGAGCUUCGACCCCUCCUAGGGCCGAUACAACGAAGUCUUGUAGGUAUCACCGCAAUCGGGGGCAUUCAACAGAAGAAUGUGCGGCCUUGAAGGAUAAGAUUGAAGAUCUGAUCAAACAGGGACAUUUGCAAGGUUUCGUCGACCGUUCGAACUCAUCCCGAAACACCCACCGGUCGCGACGGGACGAUCGGGCUGAACAAAGAACAGAAAGUCGUUCGUAUCGAGAACGCAGUCGGUCUAGAGAAAGGCGAGAAGAGCCUUCAACGCAGCCUCGCCGGGUCAUCAACACCAUUGCCGGCGGCUUCGCUGGCGGCGGUUCGUCUUCGUCGGCACAGCGUAGACACUUACGGGCCGUUCGACAUGUGCAUGCCGUCGAAACUGUUCGUCGCCGCUUACCCACCAUAACUUUCACCGAGGCCGACUUCAAAGGUAUCGACCCAUACCAGGAUGAUCCUAUGGUAAUUAGCGUUGAAAUUCACAACUGCAUUGUGCGCAAGACAUUGGUAGAUCAGGGGAGCUCCGCCGAUAUCCUUUAUUGGAACACGUUCAAACAAUUGGGUAUCCCAGAAGCCGAAUUAAUUCCCUACGAUGAACCUUUGGUAGGAUUUUCAGGGGAAAGAGUCAAAACAAAGGGUUAUAUCAAGUUGUCAACCCGGUUUGGGUUUGAAGGAACCGAAUACAGAGACGUUUCGGUCAAAUAUGUGGUGGUUCAUGCCAACACGUCCUAUAACAUUUUGCUCGGUCGGCCGUCCUUAAAUCAGCUCGGUGCAAUCGUCUCCACUCCGCACCUGGCUAUGAAGUUCCCAGCCGACUCAGGACAAGUAAUCACGGUUCACGCUGAUCAAAAAACCGCGCGAGAGUGCUACUUUGCUAGUUUGCGAUUACCGGAAAUGAAGCCCGAAGUAACAAAACCAGCAGGGGUACAUUCGGUAUCACAACAGUCGACCUUAGACCUCAACCCCCGGAUUUAUCAAGAUGAGAGGGUCGAGCCUAUUGAAGACAAGCAACCCAUCCAGGUGGGGGUGUCCGGAGCUCAAGUCACCUACCUCGGGACCAAUUUAUCCGAACAAGAGCGCCUGGCCCUUAAGCAAGUGGUCCUUGAAAACAGUGACUUAUUCGCCUAG
Messenger RNA from Cajanus cajan (pigeon pea), 1383 nucleotides. The record is from RefSeq and is a predicted model, not a curated record. NCBI's taxonomy places the organism in Eukaryota, Viridiplantae, Streptophyta, Magnoliopsida, Fabales, Fabaceae.